Messenger RNA from Girardinichthys multiradiatus, 1663 nucleotides. RefSeq names its product polymerase (DNA-directed), delta 3, accessory subunit (gene pold3). Gene Ontology annotation, biological process: DNA synthesis involved in UV-damage excision repair; DNA replication; nucleotide-excision repair, DNA gap filling. The transcript has 12 exons. Gene Ontology annotation, cellular component: delta DNA polymerase complex; nucleus. Gene Ontology annotation, molecular function: DNA-directed DNA polymerase activity. Bases 97 to 1422 code for a protein of 441 amino acids. The record is from RefSeq and is a predicted model, not a curated record. Lineage: Eukaryota; Metazoa; Chordata; Actinopteri; Cyprinodontiformes; Goodeidae.
CACAGGUCAGACACGUGAUCAUAACGGAAGUAAAUAAACUGCUUUCCCGCGCAGUCAAAUUACAAGAAGCUAGGUGUUUAAAGAAAGACCGACGCAAUGGAUGAGCUUUAUUUGGACAAUAUUGACGAAUUUGUCAACGACCACAACAAGAUAGUAACCUAUAAAUGGCUGAGUCUCACUCUCGGAGUCCAUGUCAACACAGCUAAACAGAUGCUUUACCAUUACUUGGAGCACAAGAGGAAGGAAAGUUCACCUCAGCUCCACGCCACCUACCUCGUAUCUGGGAAGCUUGAGGACAAAGGUCAAACAUGUCACAAGGUGUCUGUUGUCAGAGAGGACCAGUUGGAAGAUUUCAAAUCCAAGAUGAGCUUGAUAGUUAGUAUUCAUGUCUACAGCGUGCAGAAAGCUUUACUCAAAGACAGCGGCCCACUCUACAGUGUCGACUAUGAUGUUGUUAAAGACAACCUGCAGAGCUGCAGCAGAUACAGCGCAAUUCGAUGCGCCAAUGCGGUGCCCAUGUCUGCUGUGGAGCUGCAGCAGGUCCAGGAAAUCCAGCAAGCUCCAUCGGUGCCUGAAAGGAAAACGUCUGCCGUGAACGGGAAUGCCAAUUUGGCCUCCAAACCAUCAAGUAAACCACAGAGAGGCAUCAUGGGAAUGUUUGCAAACAAAUCUGCACCUAAGACUCAGGAUAACAGCAAAGACGUCAAGUCUGGACCAAAAGAAGACUCUUCUGUGACAGAGACCCUGAAAAGCAAACCGGCACCAAAGUCCAGUCCAAUAGCCAACCUUUUUGGACCUCAGACCACAAGAAAACCUGACAAACCUGUGAAGAAGGAGCAGGAGGCCCAGUUGCCUAUCGCAUUAGAGCCACAGCAUCAGAGUCCAACACCAGAGGAAGAACAGGAACCCGCAGCUGUGCAGCCGCAGAAGGAGGCCAAGACGGACUCCAGGAGCAAAACAAAGCGAAUAGAAGAGUCUGAUAGUGAGGAGGAGAAAAUGGAGAAAAAAAAGAGGCGAAGGAUCAAAAGACCAGAACCAGACGUCAGUGACGAAGACGUUAUUCCAGAUUCUCCAUCUCUGGUGAAAAUAAGCGAGCCGAGUCCUGAAAAGGAGCCUGAGUAUGUCCAGCAUUCACAUGUGAGCUCUGAAACCAAAAUAAGGAAAAGGAGAAGAGUCCUGAAGUCUCGUAACUUUAUGGAUGAGGAAGGAUGCAUUGUGACAGAAAAAGGAUACGUGAGUGAAUCUUACUCUGAGACAGACGAUGACUUUCAAAGCACCAAACGAGCUCCACAUGACAACAUUAAAGCAAAGCUAACAUCAAGCAGCAAAGACAACGAGAAGAAAACUCAGAAGAAGUCUUCAGCCAGCUCAAAUAAAGGAAGCAAACAAGCUUCUAUUAUGGGAUUUUUCCAGAAGAAAUGACAGAGACGUUUCUGUUGGCUCUGAAGAACGACGUGCCGUGUUUGCAGAUAUCUCACAAAGACGUUUAGAUAAACCGACUUAGCUCACAAACACGGACAGUUGAAUGACAGGAAAGCACGUCUCAAAUGGACUUAAGCCUUUAAACAUGUCUAGUUCAGGAAGAUUGUUAUUUUGUUUCUCACUGUUUUUUAUUGACUAUCAAAUGUAUCCCAUGUCCAAAUCAAUAAACAUGAAACUGUGA